Molecule: messenger RNA, 986 nt
Organism: Pomacea canaliculata
Lineage: Eukaryota; Metazoa; Mollusca; Gastropoda; Architaenioglossa; Ampullariidae
Product: mannose-binding protein C-like
Exons: 5
Coding region: 195-986 (263 amino acids)
Molecular function (GO): signaling receptor activity
Source: RefSeq, a predicted model, not a curated record
AUAAUUCUCCAAUCAGUUAAGCGGUGACCGGUGUCGCAAAGGCAAUGGUCUUGUUACCGGAUCUUGGCCCUGCAUUUGGUCAUUUCUCUCUUCCCCUUUCAGGGCUACAUGAGUAGUAGUAGUAGUAUUUUUGUCGCUGAGUGCGCAAAAAGCCACCAAGCCAUCAAUUAUCUACGUACGUCUAAGGGAAGACAAUGCUGCACACAAUAACUACCUUCCUCCUCCCGAUCCUGGUUUCUUUACUGGCUCUACAACGACAUCGAGGUGCUCCACAAGAGAUAAGCAAUGUUCCCCGUGAUUUGCCGGCCGACGUAAAGGCUCCGUUGGAGAAAAUAGCCGGAACAGAACAGCAGUCAGAAACAUAUGGAGACAGGCUGAACAGCUACACGUCACCUAAAGAGCGCAAGAUUCGCAGUCCACCUGCAAACAGCGAUGCGGCAGGUGUGUGCGACAUAACUUCAAUCAGGAGUGAGUUAUCCGCCCUGCGCUCUGAGCUGAAGGCCAAAGUCCCUUGUGUUCCUGCCUCAGGAAAUGUUUCCGCUAACCUUCUCAACUUGGAAAUUACUAUCGAAGAACAGGCAGGCAUCAUUAAGUCUCUGCAGGACGAGAUGCUGAGCCUGAAGACAAGGCUUUCAUUUAUCGAAACAACUUUACAGAAAAAUGAGCUUUUGCAGAAAUUCAUGAGUCACCUAGUCGAAAUCGACUCUGCAGAAGAAAAUGAUUUUGUUUACAAUUUAAUCCGCAUGAAAGGGGUGACAGUAGCUUUGAUAGGAAUCAACGACAUUGCGCACGAUGGAAACUGGGUGUUCACCAGCGGAAGACCCUUGUCCUAUACCAACUGGAGGCAAGGAGAACCGAAUAACUACCUAGGGACAAUGGAAGACUGUGGAACCAUUAGACUGUCCGGUCUGUGGAAUGAUGUCCCCUGCAAUUACACCUGCAGUUCAGUCUGCGAGAGAUGUAAGAUGGCUUGGAACAAGUUUUAA